AUGAAGAAAGUGAUUGUUUUAUCAAUAGUUGAAACCAAGUUGGGAGACAUUUAGGCAUAUAUUCCUACUAAUGUGAUUUUCAUUACAGAUGGACAAAUAUUAUUAUCUAUUGAUCUAUUCAAUGCUAGAGUCAGACCUGCUAUUAAUGUCAGGAUUUUUGUCUCCAGAGUAAGAUCUGUGGCUCAAAUUAAAGUUAUGAAACAAGUCAUUGGUAAAUUAAAAUUGGAAUUGGCCCAAUUCGUCGAAUUAAAAACUUUUGUGUAAUUUGCUUCUAAUUUCAAUAAAGCUACUCAGAAUCGAUUGGCAAGAGGUCAACGAUUACGUGAGUUGCUUAAACAAUCCCAAUCAGACCCUCUUACCGUGGCAGAACAGAUAAGUACUAUUUAUACCGGAACGAAUGGUUAUCUUGAUUCAUUAGAAAUUGGACAAGUAAGUAAAUUUCUCGUUGAUUUACGUACUUACUUAAAAACGAAUAAACCUCAGUUUCAGGAAAUCAUAUCUUCCACCAAGACAUUCACUGAGGAAGCGGAAACGCUUUUGAAAGACGCUAUUCAGGAACAAAUGGAACGUUUUCGACUUCAAGAACAAUUAUAAAUAUAAAAUUCUAACUUACUUAAAUUU
Durio zibethinus is the source of this 621-nucleotide messenger RNA. The record is from RefSeq and is a predicted model, not a curated record. Lineage: Eukaryota; Viridiplantae; Streptophyta; Magnoliopsida; Malvales; Malvaceae.